AUGUCGGACACAAGUUUGAAUCCAAGCGAUGCAGAUGCAUUUACACACGCAGUGGCAGGUGCUGCCGGUGGAGCGCUUUCGAUAACUCUAACGUAUCCAUUGAUGUCGUUGACGACCAAGUUACAGACGACCAGCGACGAUGAGAAGAAGCAGUCUACACGCGAAGUGGUGAAGAACAUGCUUCAGAAAGACGGCUGGAAGGCCAUGUUUUCUGGGCUAGAAAGCGCCAUCUAUGGAAUGACCCUAUCAAAUUUUGUAUACUACUAUUUCUACGAGCUUUCGUCGGGAUAUGUCAAGAAAAUAUUUGGAUCCAAGCAGCUCAACACUUUGGAAUCGUUUCUAGUCGGCACGGUGGCUGGAUCCGCUACCGCCACGGCUUCCAACCCGCUGUGGGUCGCGAAUACGCGAAUGACCGUGCAAAAAUCGAGCGCGGGAACUUUCCAGACCAUUUAUCAAAUAUCAAGAGACGAAGGGUUCCAGGCCCUGUUUAAGGGCCUGAAACCCGCUCUGGUGUUGGUCAUCAACCCUAUAAUCCAGUACACCGUUUUUGAGCAGCUCAAGAAUACGGUUUUGAACCUGACUGGAUCGAAAGUGCUCAGUCCAUCGUGGGCGUUUUUGUUGGGUGCUCUAGGGAAACUCGUUGCCACGGGGCUCACAUAUCCCUAUGUGACGAUGAAGACGAAAAUGCAGAAUCAAAAAACAGUGGCCAACGAGCGUCCUUCGGCAGUGUUGUCAACUUUGUUAGAGAGCGUCAAAAAGAAUGGGCCGAUGUCGCUGUACCGUGGAAUCGGUAUCAAGCUUGUACAGAGCAUUUUGACGGCAGCAUUCCUGUUUUUCUUCAAAGAGGGUCUCGUCCUGUGGAGUAUGAGGCUGUUCCGCUUACUGCGUACUGCUAGAGCGAGAGCCAAACAGCUGCGCAUUUGA
Lachancea mirantina is the source of this 924-nucleotide messenger RNA. NCBI's taxonomy places the organism in Eukaryota, Fungi, Ascomycota, Saccharomycetes, Saccharomycetales, Saccharomycetaceae. The record is from the annotation of a GenBank genome assembly.